GACAGCUUUGUUCGCAUUUGCCUCAAAAUCGAAACAAACCGCGAAGCAAAUCAACGCAGAAGGCGCGGGACACCCCAACAAUUGUACAUUAUUUUCACACCUUUCGUCGCUUCAAAACAUUCAAACAGCCCAAUCGGUGCGUUAACUAAGUGCUUACCCGUACGACAAACACGAAAAAUCAUCGGUGGCGGCGUAGCAAAGCCGUGUAAAUCCCUCCGUUCGCUUGGCGUUUGGUGCUGCCUUCGGUAACUGUGGUGUUUGCUACGUUGUUACUUUGGUGGGGCCCCCCGUUUGCAGAGAAAACACCAAAGUGCAAACAUUCACACCGACAGCGGGCUAGCGGGCAACGAAACUUCCUACCCCGGAGCGGAACUGAGACAGGCGCGGGCACAAUGGCAAGCUCAUCAAGGGACGCCCAUUUGAACAAAGUGUGCUGCUACUCGCACCCGGAGGCACCACUGAUAGAGGACUACCGGGCCGGCGAUAUGAUAUGCUCCGAGUGUGGGCUGGUGGUGGGCGAUCGGGUCAUCGACGUGGGCUCGGAAUGGCGUACGUUUAGCAACGAAAAGGCAGGCGUGGACCCGUCCCGUGUCGGUGGGCCGGAAAACCCGCUGCUCAGCGGAGGCGAUCUGUCCACCAUGAUCGGUCCCGGCACUGGUCCCGCGUCGUUCGAUGCAUUCGGAACUGCCAAGUAUCAGAACCGCCGCACGAUGAGCAGCUCCGACCGGGCGCUGAUUGCGGCGUUCAAGGAAAUCAGCACGAUGGCGGACCGGAUUAACCUGCCGAAAACGAUCACCGACCGGGCGAACAAUCUGUUCAAGCAGGUGCACGACGGCAAAAACCUGAAGGGCCGCUCGAACGAUGCCAAAGCGUCAGCCUGUCUGUACAUCGCCUGCCGGCAGGAGGGCGUGCCGCGAACGUUCAAAGAGAUCUGCGCCGUCAGCAAGAUCAGCAAAAAGGAGAUCGGACGCUGCUUCAAGCUCACGCUCAAGGCGCUCGCCACCUCCGUCGAUCUCAUCACCACCGCCGACUUCAUGUCCCGCUUCUGCGCCAACCUGGACCUACCAAAUGUGGUACAGCGUGCCGCUACGCAUAUAGCCCGGAAAGCGGUCGAAAUGGACAUCGUGCCCGGCCGGUCACCCAUCUCCGUGGCGGCGGCCGCCAUCUACAUGGCCUCGCAAGCGUCCGACAACAAGAAAACACACAAGGAAAUCGGUGACAUUGCCGGCGUGGCCGACGUCACGAUCCGCCAGUCGUACCGGUUAAUGUACCCGCACGCGGCCGAACUGUUCCCCGAGGACUUUAACUUCCACACCCCGAUCGAUCAGCUGCCCCCGGUAUGAAUUGAAUUAUUUAAUACGGUGUAUAGAUUGAGCGGGAACACGGUAGAGCAGCAAGGAGAGUAGAUCAGAAAAGGUCAUACGAACAACCACCAUCAGGUCUUAUAGGAAUUAUAAUUGGAUUUGUUGCUACGAAAACCAAGCACCAACGCUCCCCUUUUCCUCUCUCCUAGGGGAAGGAAUUAAAAUCGAUAAUAGACAGGAUUCACUAUAUUACACAGGACGAUACACACAAACACACAGUGAUCGACAGAACGUGGUUUCGUUCCCAGCAAAAAGGAAUAGAACCACACAAGCGGAAUCAGUUGUAUAGCGUACACGCAAACAUCCUUUUGGAACACAGUUUGGAGCGCAAUAAGGGCGGCUCUUGACCAUCACUCCACCCUCCACUCCCCUCCCAAAAAGAAGAAGAAGAAGAAAAAACAAAACCUGAUGAAGAAUUGUAUUAUUUUCACGCUCGUUGUUUAUCGUUAUCUUUUGUAAGGGAUUAUUUACUUAGAUGAAGAAUUAUUUUUGAUACUUUGCGAGACAGCGAGCAGAGAGCCCUUUCCCCCUCGGUACAUUUAAAUAGUAAAACGAGGGGGAGGGGGAAGGGAGGAGAGGAUACAAAACAAAAACAUGGGCACCAUCGUUGGAACAAACAAAGAAAAAGGAAGCGGAAAAGAAAUGGUGAGAAAAAAAAGAACUAGAAACAUAUAAUGAACUGAUUUAUAAGAUAAAAACUAAAUAAAACAGUGCAACACAAAA
Anopheles merus is the source of this 2087-nucleotide messenger RNA. RefSeq names its product transcription initiation factor IIB (gene TfIIB). The record is from RefSeq and is a predicted model, not a curated record. The transcript is spliced from 5 exons. Gene Ontology annotation, biological process: transcription initiation at RNA polymerase II promoter; transcription preinitiation complex assembly. NCBI's taxonomy places the organism in Eukaryota, Metazoa, Arthropoda, Insecta, Diptera, Culicidae. Gene Ontology annotation, molecular function: TBP-class protein binding; RNA polymerase II general transcription initiation factor activity. The coding region runs from base 393 to 1343 and encodes 316 amino acids. Gene Ontology annotation, cellular component: transcription preinitiation complex; nucleus.